Molecule: messenger RNA, 2991 nt
Organism: Humulus lupulus (European hop)
Lineage: Eukaryota; Viridiplantae; Streptophyta; Magnoliopsida; Rosales; Cannabaceae
Exons: 8
Coding region: 1-2991 (996 amino acids)
Source: RefSeq, a predicted model, not a curated record
AUGGCGAGACACAAUAAAGCAACUCAGAAGCCUGGUAAUCGAUCUCCGGCGAAUGAGAACCCUUCGGCCAGUGAGGAGGGUUCGGGUGAUGCUGAUAAGGUGAUUCCGAUUGUGUUGGAGGAGGUUUUCAGGAAGGACACACAACUGAAGCGCCUAGUUAUGCUGGCGAUUUGGCCUCUGGGUGGAUCUCAACUGGCUUUUGCGAAACCUCUUCUUAGAGAGGGGAAGUUGAUUUCUCAGGUGGAUGUGGAGGAGAUUGAAGUGGAAGCUUCUUUCUGGAAUUCGACAAUGGUUUGUAUAGUCCUUGGAGCCAAUCCCCCAUUUGCAGUGUUUGAAGGCUUUAUUAAGCGAUUAUGGGGAAAACUGGGUAUUGAUAGGAUAGCUCGUAUGAAUGCGGGCUAUACUAUUGUGAAGUUUCGGGAUGAAGCCACGAGAGAUAUGGUUCUGGAGGCUGGGGUCACUAAGGAUAGGUCAAUAGUGAAGUUUGCUAGGAUGUUAGUGGAUGUGGAGAUUUCAAAUAACUUGCCAAAAACUAUCAUUUUCCUCAAUGAGAGAGGGAGGUGUUUGGAGGAAGAAAAGGUGGUGAAAGGACCAGUGAUCUCAGAAGCUGUGGUAGUUCCGACAUCUGUUGAGCCAUCUACUGAGUCAUUGCCCACGGAAAAGGCUGGUGAUACAAUCAGUGAGGUCACGCAGGGAACUGUUCCUCAGGAGGGUUGUAAUACUAAGAUAGAGCAGGUUGGUUUAGGAGCUUUUCUUGAAACCAAACUUCGGGGUAAUAAAGUGGAGCAGUUAAUGAAGAAUGUGUUUGUAGGCUGGGAUUAUUAUAGUAGUCAGGAAGUUUGCUUGACUUUUGUUUAUGGGAAGAAUACGGUAGAAGAAAGACAAGAGUUAUGGAAGGAUUUGGCUUCUUUGGUGUUCCCUGUGCAGUCGUGGCUCCUAGCUGGAGAUUUUAACGCUGUGUUUGAUUAUGAUGAUCGAAUUGGAGUGCGUCUUAUUACAGAUUUUGAAAUGGUUGAUGCUCAGCAGUGGAGGGCUCUUGGUUUGGUGGAUGAGUUGCGCUUAGUUGGCUCUCAUUAUACUUGGUCUAAUAAGCAGGAGGCUGGGGCCAGAAUAUUUUCCAAUUUGGAUAGGGUGUUCAAAAAUGAAGCUUGGGUGGAUAUUUUUCCUCAUUUUGAAGUCUUAAUUAAUUGGGAUGUUGUAUCGGAUCAUUGCUUUUGCAUCAUCAAAUCUUUGUUUGCUGCUGUUUCAGGAGUUUAUGAAAGUUUCCUCAGCCAAAGAAGUAAGAUUGCAUGGAUUCGGUUUGGAGAUGAAAAUUCUGCCUAUUUUCAUGCUUGUCUGAAGCAGAGGAAAGCUGCCAAUCGGAUUACCUCGUUUAUAGAUGAUCAAGGUCAGAUCCAAUGUAAGUUUGAGGAUGUUGUUGGCCAUUUCAUUAACCAUUUUAGAAGCUUCAUGGGCAGUUCUAGUUCGGCCUCUUCUACUGUUCAGAGAGACUGUUUUGUUCAUGGUGCAACUUUGAGUUUGGAUCAACAAUUGGGUUUACUUAAGCCAUUCACCAAGAAGGAUGUGAAAUCAGCUUUAUUCAGUAUUAGCUUUAUUAAAAGUCCUAGUCCUGAUGGGUUUGGUUCGGGCUUCUAUAAAGUUAUGUGGAAAGAUUUAGGGGACGAGAUUGCUGAUGCAAUUUUGGGGUUUUUCGAUAAAGGAGAGCUCCCUACUUAUCUAAAUAAUACUAUUCUCUCGCUGAUUCCUAAGGUUGAGAAUCCCUCUAAAGAUGUGGAUUUUAGACCGACUGCCUAUUGUAAUACACUUUACAAGUGUAUUUCGAAAAUGCUUUGUGAUCUUAUUAAACGUUACAAUAGGAAGAAUGUUUCCCCUCGUUGUGUGAUGAAGAUUGAUUUGAGCAAGGCUUAUGACACAAUUGAUUGGUUUUUCUUAGAGGAUCUUCUGAAAGCGUACUGUUUCCCUAACACAUUUAUUCAUUGGAUCAUGGUGUGUUUGAGGGGUACAUCCUACUCUCUUUUGAUGAAUGACAGGGUGCAAGGGAAGUUUAUUGGGAGGAAAGGGCUUAGACAAGGGGAUCCUAUAUCUCCCUUACAGUUUGUGCUCGUCAUGGAAUAUCUUACCAGAAUCCUUAUUCAAGCAUCUCUCAAUAAGGAUUUCAGAUUUCAUCCCCUGUGUAAAAAUCUGAAAUUGGUUAGUCUUUGUUUUGCGGAUGAUCUUGUGCUUUUUUGCAAAGGGACUCUUCGGUCAGUCCAAAUCCUCCAGGAUGGUUUCUCUCAAUUUAGUCAAGCUUCAGGUUUGUCAGCGAAUCUGACCAAAUCUCAUAUAUAUUUUGGUGGUCUGAAUUCUGAGGAAAAAAAGUGUAUUUUGGACUGUCUUAACAUUGAGGAGGGGUCGUUUCCUUUAAAGUAUCUUGGUGUCCCUCUCCAUCCUACCAAAUGGAAGGCUGGUGACUGUGGACUCAUAAUUAAAAAGAUUAACCUUCGGCUGCAUUCUUGGGCUAGUCGUCACCUUUCUUUUGCUGGUCGAGCUCAACUCAUUCACUCUGUGUUGUUAGGUAUCUGGUCUUAUUGGAUGAGCAUUUUCCUUCUUCCCCAAAGUGUUACACUUGAGUUUGACCGGUUGUGUAGGAAAUUUUUAUGGGGUUCGAUAGGAAAUAGAAGCAAAAUGCACUUUACAGCUUGGGAUCAUGUUUGCUUACCGAAAAGCUUUGGAGGCAUUGGGUUCAAGGAAGGUUCUAAAUGGAAUAAAGUAUUGUUAGCUAAGUAUGUUUGGGUGAUUUCUUCCAAGCAAGAUCUGCUUUGGGUUAAGUGGAUUGAUGAUAUUUACCUCAAAGGUGAGAGUUUUUGGGCGUACACUCUGAAGGCUGAUGCAAGCUGGUAUUGGAGGAAGUUGGUUAACCUAAAAUCUUUUUUGUCUAGAGUUGAUUUGGAGGCUACAACUACUAGCAGAAAUCUCAAUCUAACUUUGUUGUAUAAUCUUUUGCUGCAGUAG